This is a messenger RNA of Fonticula alba, 5517 nucleotides long. RefSeq lists its product as hypothetical. The record is from RefSeq and is a predicted model, not a curated record. Bases 1 to 5517 code for a protein of 1838 amino acids. NCBI's taxonomy places the organism in Eukaryota, Rotosphaerida, Fonticulaceae. Gene Ontology annotation, molecular function: protein binding. The transcript is spliced from 18 exons.
AUGAGCGAAUCGGGCCCGUACUUCUCGCCACGAGAGAGUUACCGGCUCCAAACCAACACCCGCGAGUCCGAGUGGUACUCCCCGGCGUCGCAGCUCCCCUGGGAGAACCACCUGUCCUUUUCAUCGGUCCACACGGCCCUGGCAUCGCGGCAACAGGGCUCCCCCGGGCCCGGGGGCACACCGCCGCCACCGCCAUCGACGCCGCCACUUCCGCCGCCCGGGGGAUCGGCCCCCUCUGGACCGGGGGCGGCGGCGGUGGCAGCCGCCGCGGCCGCGGCCGCCGCCGUCGCCGGAGCCCCCCCAGCGCGUGACAUUGUCUGGAAUGCCACUGUCCAGCGGUCAGACAGCCUCCUGCCGGCCACCUACCAGCCGGUGUACUACCCGACCGUGUACUUUGGCCGGGCGGCCGAGCUACCGCGGCUGCUGAAAAACCUCUUCCUCUCGCACACUGGCACCCUGCCGGCCGACAUUUACUUCCGGUCACUGCCGGGGUUCGAUCAAUUGGCGGCCGGUGGCGACCGGGGGCGGCCGGGCUCCGGGGCGGCCACGGCCCCGGCAUCCGGACGCCCGGCUCGCGGGGGUCGCGCCUCCGGCGGCCGGGGAUCCUCCAAGGGUUCUGGCCGGGCAGCCACUGCGGCCGCGGCCGCGGCCGCCAUCCCCCCCGGCAGCACCACAUCUGACACCCCUGUGUCGGCGCCCUUUGGCGAACUCACGCAAGCUCUGAUCGCGGCCGCCGCCCGGGGCAGUGACACCGAGCCGACCGCCGAGAACUCUCGGAUACUCACCUUCCGCCUGGGCCUCAACAGCUUCAACCUCCCGCGGCCGAACUUGCGCACGCUGGUCAUUGAGGGCGACAUCGGAGAUGAGGGUGCCGUGGCCCUGUCGACCUUGAUCCGCGGGUCCAAGUCGGAUUUCUCGCUGAUCGACCUGUCUGGCGCGCUCGGAUCCAUCACGGCCUUCGGCCUGUCGGUCAUCCUUGGCCGGGUGGUGGCCAUGAACUCGCCGAUCGUGUACCUGAAUUUGGGCGGCCAUCUCCUUGGGUCGUUGUCGGUUUUCGAUUCGCCGGCUCUGGCCCCCCUGCUGGCGAGCUUCGCCAAGCCGGAUGACCGCGGGUGUGACAUUUGCUCACUCGGGUCCCUGUCGGCCGGGGUGUUUCCGAUUUCCGGCAGCCUGACACCGCACCUGUGCCAGGUCCAUGCCCUGUGCCUGGAGGCCGGGCUCUUCGACAUGCCGGACCCGCCGACCGGCGGCGGCGGCGGCGGCGGCGGCGGCGGCGGCUCCAAGGCUGCCAAGCGCCCGGCCCCGGUGACCUACUCGCCUCGGCUCAUGGCCACCGAUCACUUCCUGUCCAACACCACCCCGACGCUGGACCGGCUCAUCCAGGCCACCGGCCGGUCUUGGCACACGGUGGCCUCGAUGCCGAUCCGCCUGCUGGCGCACGGGCUCAAGUACAACUUCCAGCACCUGUCGGAGCUUUUCCUGCCCGGGUGCGGGCUGACCGACUUCUCGGCACAACUCCUGGCUCAGGCCAUCUCUCACAAUCACACGCUCCAGGUGCUGGACCUCCAGGAUAACUUCAUCACCGCCGACGGGGCGCAAUUCAUCCUCGGCAGCGUCAAUACCCCGGACUUCCGGAUCAACUUCGCCAACAACCCCCUGGGAUCGGGCGACCUCAGCGGCAUGCUCACCAACAGCUUGCUUCCCUCGAAGAACUUUUCAUACCUCGGCCUCUGCGGCGUCGGCCUAGACUCGGUCCACUUCCGUAUCCUCGGCUCUUUCCUGAUCGAGGACCACAACCUCAUCCACCUGGCGAUCGACAACAAUCAGACAUCCCAGGUGGCGGAUUACUCGCGUGCCAGCGACCCGGAGCUGGAGUCCAUGAUCUUCGAACUUAGCAAGGCCUUCCCCAAUCCCUCGCUCACGCGCAUUCUCCGCACGCCGAUCGCCGUCAACACCACCCUCAAGGUUCUGUCGCUGCGGUAUUGCAAUAUCGGCGAUCUUGGUGCCGCCCUGCUGGCCGACGCGCUCAUUGAGAACCGCACCCUCUCGGCCCUGUUCGUGGCUGACGCGUCCAUCUCUUCGGUCGGUGCCAUCGCCCUCAUCUCGGCUGUGCGCCGGGCUCGAUCGGCCGGAUUGGACAUCGCUUCCUUCCCCCAGGGCGCCUCGCACACGGACAUCGUGCAUAAGCUGGUCCGCCAGCGCCCGAGCUUCCCCAAGGACCGGACAUACUCGCCGCUGGCCCCGACCCCGGAGCUGGCCUUCUCCAUCCUCGAGCGCGUGAUGUACUGCUUCUCGCCCUCGGUGUCGGUUCAGUCGAGCCUCCCGACGCUGGAUGUCUUCCACAUCGCCUCCACGUCCAUGUGCGACUUCCUGGGCGGUGCGGCCAUCGCUUAUGCUCUCUGCUGGAGCAAGUCCCUGCGCGAGCUGAGUCUGGAGGGCAACCAAGGGCUCACCGAUGAGAUUGUGCCCCUUUUCCUGUCGGCCAUCAACAACUAUGCUUCGGCCAUCCGCCUGGAGAUCAUCCUCCUGCGGGGCACCAGCAUCUCGCAUGAGGCGCGCAAGCGCAUCCGCCGGGCCCUCGGCCUGACGGGCAUCGGCUUCGGGGACAAUGUCUAUGACUAUGAGCCGGCCGUGCCCUAUUGCUCGUCGCUGCCGGACGAGGCAUUCCCAACGGGCAAGACAACGGCCGGGUCGGCGGCCGCUGGCCGGUCGGCCGGUGCGGGAGCCGGCGGCGCGGGAACCGCCUCGCUUGGGGCCCAUGCCGCCACGACCAGCCCCACCGCCGACGGGCAGUCUUACUUCCCCGCCGGGUCGGGGCUCGGGUCCAAUGUGUACAUCCCGCCGCCGGUGAACUCGGUUGCCUGGCGUGCCGAUCAUGAGGAUGACACCGAGGCCGGGCGCGAGGAUUGGGAGCGCCUGGAUGAGGAGGUCAGUCUCGACGAGGCGGCGUGGCUGGAAACGCUCAAGGGCCGGGCGGUCCUGUCGUUGGCUCUACUGUCGCUGGAGCAGCUGGAGAUCACCAAGGAUAUCUCGCUCUUUGCGCGGGCCAUCCACCAAACCCGAACCAUUCGCACUCUGAGUCUAUGUGAAAUGGACGGCAAUGAUGCCUCCUUCACGGAGUUCUUCCGGGAGUUCACGGCACACUCCAAGGACCUGGAUGUGUGGAACAUCAAGCACCUGCUUGUCAGCUGCCCCUAUCGCGGGCGCUCACUCAACAAGUAUAUCCAGCUGGUGAAUGAGCUCCUUUCCUCCCCGAUCUGCAAGAUCACCACCCUGUACAUUAAUGGCGACAACAUUGAGGCCCGGCACUUUGAGGCCAUCCUGCUGGCCGUCCACGACUCGACCACCCUGGUCACCCUUCAGAUCUUUAACUGCUCCUUCGGCACGCGCGGCCUCGAGGCCGUGUCCCAACUGCUCAAGUCCAACCGCAACCUCAUCCGCAUCGACGGCCUGGAGCAAUACCCCCUCUCCAACAAGCAUGACGAGCUGAUGACCGAGAUCUCGCGACUGGUCUUCCGCAACAAGACCCGUGGGAUCCAGGCAUACGCCGCUCCGUCAGAGCCAAGCAGCCUGCCGGCCAGCCUGGCCGGGCUGGACCGUGAGGCCAUGAAGUCCUACCAGGCGUACCAUGACACGGUGCUGAGCGCGGCGGCCGGGGCGCGAGCGGCGCAAGCCGCCCGUGCCGGGGCCUCCUUCCUUGUGUCGCCGGUGUCCUCGCCCGGCGGGCCAUCGCCUCUGGGGUCCUUGUCCCCGGGGGCGUACCAUGACACGGUGCUGAGCGCGGCGGCCGGGGCGCGAGCGGCGCAAGCCGCCCGUGCCGGGGCCUCCUUCCUUGUGUCGCCGGUGUCCUCGCCCGGCGGGCCAUCGCCUCUGGGGUCCUUGUCCCCGGGGGUGGGCGGCGUGUCGCCCGGCCUCGGGGCCCUGGGGCCGGGACCCCUGGCGACGGGGGCCGGUGGGGUGUCGGCUGGUCCGCGCGAUUCCACCGGUCCCGGGUCCGGCGGGGCCGAUGGCCGUCGGUCGCACCAGGACCCGGACCAGGCGACGGCCGACAGCUUUGCGUCGUACCUCCUGUCCAGUGUGUGUCCGCCCGGGACGGCGGCCGCAGCCGUGGCGGCCGUGUCCACCGGGGCCGACUCGGCCGCCGGGGACCUGGACCCCGCGCUGCUGAGAUCGGAAGAGCGUCCCGUGGCGGCCGUGUCCACCGGGGCCGACUCGGCCGCCGGGGACCUGGACCCCGCGCUGCUGGCCAAUUCCCAACUCCCGGCGGUGCUCUUCACGGAGUCCCCCCGGCCGGACCCGUACUCGGUGGAGCGCCAGCUGGCAUGCAUCACCUUGAGCAACCCGACGGCGGUCACCACGCGCACGGUUCUCCUGCCGCCGCAUGUGUUUUGCGUGUUCACCGGGCGGAUUUACUCGUCGCCGGUGCUGGCGGCCGAUGGCUUCACCUAUGAGAGUGUGGCCAUCAACCACUGGAUGAAGUCCCCGGCGCGCUUUGUGUCUCCGAUGACCGGGGAUUUGCUGGACCACUUCCAGGUGAACAUCGACCUGGAGACCAUUCAUCUGGUGGCCACUUGGCAUGCGGAUGCCAUCGAGCAGCGGUCUUACGCCAUUCCCAGCGAGGACCAAUUCCUCAAUGAGCAUUUCUCCCAGCUUCCCCGGCACCGGCCCAUUGCCGAGGUGAUGGAGAGCAUCAACUCCACCUUCCUCAGCAAGCGCGGCGACGGGGCGGGGUCUGACCCCGGCGGCGAGGGCGACCUGGUGUCGGAGGCUACGGCCUCGGCGGCGCUGCCUGCGGGUUCGGCCGCCGUCCCGGCGGGCCUGCUGCCUUCUAGCACGGCGGCGGCGGGCGCGGCGGCGGCGGUGGUGGCUGCCACGGCCCCCCCUCCGAAGGAGGUGACCCCCAUUCCCCCUCACUGGCAGUUUACGCCGCUCGGCCUGUCCACCUUCAAGGUGCUGGCCUCCCUGUCGCCGGAGGACUUUGCCCUGGUGCCGCCGAGCAUGCUGUCCCUGGGGCCGAUGCUUCGGUCGCAGCCAGCGACCGCGCCCGGCGCGGCUUCCGAGCCGGGGGAUCCUGCCUCGGCGGCCCCCUCGGCGGGUGGUCCUCCCCUGGGGGGGACGCCGCAGUCCUUGCCCCCGUCGGGGGGGCCGGCCUCGCCGCAGCUCCUGCCACCCGGGCAUGGGCAUUCGUAUCAUGCUCGGCCGCCGCCGGUGUCGGGCCCCGGUGGCCCGGUGUCCACGACUUUCUCCUUCGGCAGCCGCCUCAAGCGCCCGAGUGCCCUGGAUGUGUACUCGUCGGUGGAGGCGACCGCCGGGGUGGCCCCUUCGGCAGCGGCCACUGCGGCGGCCGCUGCGGCCGCCGCCGCCGCCGCCGCCGCCGCCGACUCCCAGUACUAUGCCAAGCAUGUCAUGCAGUACACGGCCCACCCGACGCGCAGCUUCAACUACACGGUCCCGGGUGCUUCGCCAGACCAUGUGCCCGCCGGGGCGCCGAUCAGCGCCGCCUUGCUUGAUCACUGA